Emiliania huxleyi CCMP1516 is the source of this 453-nucleotide messenger RNA. RefSeq lists its product as hypothetical. The coding region runs from base 1 to 453 and encodes 150 amino acids. Lineage: Eukaryota; Haptophyta; Isochrysidales; Noelaerhabdaceae. The record is from RefSeq and is a predicted model, not a curated record. The transcript is spliced from 2 exons.
AUGCGGGUGAUGUGGCCGAUGCUGGCCGCUGUUCGGCUAUCCGUGCCUUCGACUCGCAUGUGCGCCAGUGAAAACCUCGCCAGCUGCACCGUCGUGCAGCUCAAGGAGAAGCUGCGUAGCGCAGGCCUGCCCGUGUCGGGGCGCAAAGCCGACCUGAUUGCUCGGCUGAGCCUUCCCGACGAGGCGGCAACAGCGCUUCAGCCUGCGCCGCCCGUCGAUGCAGCUGUGCUCGCCUUUCCCGCGGCAGCGCUCGAUGGCACUGACACGCCGCUGCAAGUGAGCAUCAACGCCGAACGUCCGCGCCGAGGUGUCUUUGAGGUCCGUGUUGGAGAGACGGUCAUCGUCAGUACGGGCCCAGAGCCGCGGCCCUUCCCGGCGCUCAAGGCGCUCGACGUAGACGAGGUGACUGCGUCGGCCGUCGACACGGCCAAGGCUUACUUCCUGCUGGGCUAG